AUGAAGUUUGGCCUCUUACUCCGUAGGGUCACUGGUACCUUGGCAACCCUCCUCCUUACCGUCGCUAACCGUUCAUUCUAUUCUGCUUUGACGCUACACCUCGUCGUCCCUAUCCCCAGUAUUUAUGACCUAAACCAUUGGGUUCCCGUCCUAAUCCGUCCUUGUCCACUAAUCUCUUCCUUUGUCCUACGAACUUGGACGUUCAUGGGCGAUCGGUCCAAAAAUCAAGGGAAAUGGUUCUUUAAGAUUACUAAGGACGAUACUUCGACGCUUAGGCUCUUUGACUUAACAUUCCAUAAGCCUAACUCUAGAUCUCAAAUUACACCUUAA
Arabis nemorensis is the source of this 330-nucleotide messenger RNA. The record is from the annotation of a GenBank genome assembly. NCBI's taxonomy places the organism in Eukaryota, Viridiplantae, Streptophyta, Magnoliopsida, Brassicales, Brassicaceae.